Daldinia decipiens is the source of this 1754-nucleotide messenger RNA. RefSeq names its product FAD/NAD(P)-binding domain-containing protein. Bases 376 to 1494 code for a protein of 372 amino acids. Lineage: Eukaryota; Fungi; Ascomycota; Sordariomycetes; Xylariales; Hypoxylaceae. Gene Ontology annotation, cellular component: cytoplasm. Gene Ontology annotation, molecular function: electron-transferring-flavoprotein dehydrogenase activity; flavin adenine dinucleotide binding. The transcript is spliced from 3 exons. The record is from RefSeq and is a predicted model, not a curated record.
GGUAUGUAGGUGGCAUGUAUGUAGAUGGUAUGUGAAAAUGAAUAAACUUGGUCUUAGGCCUUUCGGCUUGAGUGGGGUCUCCGUUGUUUGAGGCGUGAAAGUCUAUCGAACGAUAAGGGUCCGUUCCUCCCUGCUGUGAAACCGACAGCUCAAGGUAUAUAAGUCAUAGCUGCCUGCCGGAUCUUAACACGUCCGACAUCUAGAGAGAGCUGUUUCCUUCGCCAUUUCUGUGGCAUAUUUUGUUUUCCUUCCUUAAAACUAUUUAUUCCCAUACCUUGUCGAAGUUCUUCGUCCUGUUUCCCAAACCCUUCUAGUUAACUAUUAACUACCAAAAUAUAACCCCUUCCUACUAGCAACCGGACUUCGCCAACAAACAUGACUAAGACAAUUGUGGUAUUGGGUGGCGCCUACGCCGGCGUGGGUGUUGCCCAUAGACUGCUGAAAUAUACGAAACCUCAUGUUAAGGAUUUAAAAGUUAUCCUUGUUUCCAAAGACAGCCAUUUCUACUGGAACAUGGCAUCCGUGCGUGCCAUUGUUCCGGGCACCCUGAAGGAGGAGCAAUACAGCCAGCCCAUCGAGAAGGGUUUCGCCAAGUACCCAGCAGACUCUUUCGAGUUCAUAGUCGGCAGCGCUGAGGGCGUCGACAUCACUGACAAGACCGUCAAGGUGUCGACGCGAGAUGGCGAACGCGUACUUAAUUACGACCACCUGGUUCUAGCAACAGGUACGCGCGCCGUGGACGGCACUAUGCCUUGGAAGAGCAACGGCACGCACGAGCAGGUCACCGGGCUCGUGACGCAAAUCCAGGACAAGGUCAAGACCGCGAAGCACAUUGUAGUUGCGGGCGCAGGCAGCACGGGAGUCGAGGCGGCCGCCGAGAUUGCCUUUGAAUACGGCAAGGAGAAGGAAGUCAUCCUGCUCUCCGGCGACGAGGAGAUCCUGGGUGGCGACAGCCUGGCGUCCAACGUAUCCGGCGAGCUGAAGAAGCUAGGCGUGCAAGUGCGCAAGUCGUCCCGCGUCGAUGCAGCUCACUCCACGCCCGACGGCAAAACCGAAGUUGUGCUGCAGAGCGGCGAGAAGAUCGUAACAGACUUGUACCUACCUACCAUGGGCAUGCGGCCUAACACCGAGUACCUCCCCGCGGACCUGCUUACGGAUAAGAAAUUCGUCGACAUUGACGAGUUUUACCGCGCCAAGGGCACCCAAGACGUCUGGGCUGCGGGUGAUAUCGUGUGGAAGCCCCGUGGUAGCUUCGUGCUUUCGGAUAAACAGGCUGCUGGUGUCGCCAAGAACAUCGAUCUCGUUCUUAAGGGCAAGGCGCCUACUCCCGUCAAGACGAUUCCGAUGGAUGUUCUCAUGGUAGCCACUGGCCGGAGCCGUGGAGCCGGCCGUUUGGGUCCCGUCAAGGUCUUCUCUGUCAUGGUCUACAUGAUCAAGGGCAAAACCCUCGGUGUCCAGCAGUUACCUAGCUACGUCGACGGUAGCGCCUUCUAGACUAUGACUACUAACACGUGUUCUUCGAACCUGGCGUACCUUGAGAUAAUUUGGUUUAGAGGGAUUGGGAGUCAAGAGUAUCCGAGGAUGUUGAUACUGCUUUAAGGAUAUGCCGGAUAGUUCGCUUGUGAUGAAUAGGGGCCGAGGAGAGAACCCGUAAUGUGUACCCUAAGAUACCCCUGCCCCCUCCUCUGUCUUCUAAUAAUGAAUCGGUUCUCGACAAUAGUCUUAUAAUAGAGAUAAUAAACGACAUUCCUGAC